Messenger RNA from Toxoplasma gondii ME49, 4172 nucleotides. RefSeq names its product F5/8 type C domain-containing protein. The transcript has 21 exons. NCBI's taxonomy places the organism in Eukaryota, Apicomplexa, Conoidasida, Eucoccidiorida, Sarcocystidae. The record is from RefSeq and is a predicted model, not a curated record. Bases 1 to 3900 code for a protein of 1299 amino acids.
AUGACUAAUGUCGCGACAAGCAAGCAGACCAAAGCGAGUCAUCCAAGGCCUGGCGAUACUAGUCAUGGACCUGGGUUCGCAGUCGACGGCCACUCAGUGACCUACUGGGCAUCGCAGAACUUUCCGGUCAAUGCGGUGCCAGCUGCGGUGUUCUUUGACAUCGACUUGGGAGAAAAGUACAAGCUGAACACAGCAGUCAUUGACUGGGAGUAUCCAGCGAUGAGCUACUCGAUCAGCACCAGUAUCGAUGGCAAAACGUUCACACUCUGCACACGCAAUCACGUCAACAGCCUGUAUAGCACUCUCGAUGAUAUGAAAAGCUCAGUGGGACGCUACGUCCGCCUGACGCUGGAGAAGCCCCACCCAGUAAACGGAAGAAUCGAUGACAAUCUUCUUUACGGCAUUCGCGAGUUCGCGAUAUACAGCAACAGGCUGCGAUCCAUUGUUCAGAGCUGUGGCGUGGCAAAAAACUCGAGUGAUGCUCGGGAUAAGUACUUUCUGGAACUUGUUGCAGAGGUCGACUUCACUUCGGGAAACGAACUUCACAAUGCCAGCGAAGCUGUUGCCAAAGCGAGCGCUCAGGUUGCUGAGCAUGAGAUGGAGUUAGAGGCAGCUAUGCCGAUGCUGGUUACCUGCAAGGCAGACAAGGACCAGGCGAAGCAAAAACUGGUCUCCUUUGAAGGCAGAUAUGGCUCGCUUUCCGACCAGUUAGCUGACUUAGGUGCGCGAUAUUUCAUUUCCCAUGGGUUCUUUGGUCCCCCGAGCACGUCCAGUCUGACUCCUGGAUACUCUGAGGCAUCACCAGUCACGGAUUGCUAUAUUCUCAAAAAUUCAAUGCCGCAAGUUAUAUCGGGCUUCUACUAUGUGGCAUCUAAUUGCGCUCCCAAAGUCUUGCGGGCUUAUUGCGAUAGCGAAUACGGAGGUACCUAUUUUGUACCACCAGCUUACGGCCUCGAACCGAUUCACCUGCACAGCGCCGGCCAACUGACUUCACUCCAUCGAAUGCUGAAGCUCAUGGGCGUUGACUUGAACAAUCCAGUUCCUCUGGGAAUCGGCGACGGGCGCGGCUCCUUUUACUCUCUUGACAUGAAGAAAGAUAUCACGGGUUAUGUUUUGGAUGCCGGCGCUCUGGAGGGGCAAGGACGCAAUACUGUCGGCAUAGGAGGCGAAGGGCUCGUGUUCUUCGACUCCUCGGAAGUGGAAAUGUCUGCAAUAAUCUGUUCGACGAACCAGGACGCCCUGAAUCCACCACCGGCAUACAUUGACGUUUCUUGCGCCACGCCUCCUGGUGGGAACGUUGCCUUCGAUGGCCCGCCUGGCACUUCCUUGACGGUGAAGUGCCCACAGAACUGCCUUUUCACUGCCGAGGGAGCUUUGGUUGUUGGUGGCGAAGAAGGAAACUAUUCUGAUGAUAGCUCCAUCUGUCUGGCAGCUAUCCAUGCGGGCGUGCUGGGCCGGAGUGGACUCGUUAGAGUUCAUAUGGUACAAGCGCCCAACGAGUUCGAGGGAAGCGGAAGCAACGGCGUUAUAUCAGAAAGCUACAGUGGACCACGAGCGUCUCGCGCCUUCCGCCUUGAAUCUGUGGCAGUAAAAUGCCCCCAAGCGACGCAAGAGACAGAAACUGCCAGUAGUUUCUUGGAACUCAAUGCCAAUCGUGAUCAGCCGUCCUUGAGCACAGAACUGAAGAUGACGGGAGUCAGCCCGGAUGCAGGUGCACAACCGCCGGCUACCUCUGAUACGCAAACGACAGCCGCAACACGCGCAGCAAUCCGUCAGUUGGAGGUGUUAGUCAACUCCAGACUGGGAUCGAUAAACGCGGCUGUAGUCAAGAUGGUCGAAGCAGAAGCCAAUAAGGUAACAUCGCAUUACUUGACAACUCUGGGCAGCAAUAUGAAUUACUUUAAUUCGCCACCGCAGAUAAUUUCCGAAGCCAGAGGGAUUCUGAAGCCUGCAGGAGUGCUAGAGGAAGAACUAAGAUCCAGAGCGGCACGCCUUCUUAGCAAGACCAUGACCCUGGCAGAUAGCUUGAAGGCCGCUGCUGGUAGAGUCGCAUCAACACUCGAGAGCACAAAUCAACAGCUACAACAGGUCAUAUUAACUCGUGCAAGCCAAACGCAGGCCGACAGCUGGGCAUUGACGGCGUUCCAUCCUCUCGAGUUCUACGAUGUGUUCGAAGUCUACAACUCCAAGACCGCAAUAGGAACUGGGAACUGGAGAGUGGGAGAGGCACCCGCAGGCGGGCGCGGAGGCCGGAGCAUCCUAAGCCAAACGGCGGUGGUAGCUCCAGCAAAUCGUGGUGUGGCGGCUGUUGGCACAUAUGCAAGCGUCAGAAAUAAGAGAUUUUUUGAUGGCAUCUUCUCCACUGAUGUGUACAUAUCCGGCUCCGGCUCGGCUGGCAUCGCGUUCCGGAUGAAAGACUUCGAAAACAUGUUCCUUUUCGAAAUGCGGCAGUCAAAUGGUGGAUUCAAGAGACUUCUUCGGAUUGUUGAUGGAAAGCCAGUUGAAGUUUCCCGAGUCGACGAUGGUGGCUAUCUAGAAGGGAAAUGGUACACAGUUCGAAUCGAGAUGAGAGAGGCACGAUUGCGGAUCAUUGUGGUGGAGGAGUCGACAGCACCCGUCGUUGUUGAGCCUCCGGCAAUAUUCGAUCUGAUAGACGGCUCUUUAAUGUCCGGUUCCAUCGGCUUCUUCACUAGUGGAGUUGAUGGUGCGUACUUUGACAUGAUCCAAGUCGACGCCCUUCCCUGUGUGUUACGGACGGAGGCCCUUCCUCCGAAGCCUGCCACAUGCAGCAACUACAAAGAAAUGUUUGUUGGAAGUCUCCGCAAAAAUUGGAGCGUUUCCGAGUCGGACACCAUUGGGGGACCGGCCCGCUGGGAAUACCGCACGAAUGUUGGGGGAGAACCCAAAGUUUUUGCCCAGAUGGUAAGAGCUACAACCAACGAAAGCACCCCAGUCGCAGACACACUACAUUCGUGUUCCUGCACCAUUGCUGUCCUCGGUGGAAACAGAGGCUGUGAUAGUGGAGUGUUUUCUUUCAAGGCUUUUCCCCAGUGUGAAAGUGGUAUUGUUGGAGCUGUCUUCAGGUAUAUGGAUACGCACAACUACAUGCUGUUUGAGAUGGGCCCCAAUUUUGCCCGCUUGAGGAAGAGAGCUGAUGGCUCGUUCACCACUGCGGCCAAGUCGCUCCUUGGAGGUUACAAGAUUGGGGAGUGGAACAGCAUCACAAUCACGUUCAAUGGAGGAACUGUCAUCGUGAACGCCGGCCGAGGUGGAUCACCUAUUCCAGUAUUUAGCGUCAUAGGAACAGAGAGCUGGGACGGUGGCUCAGUCGGGUUCACCACCUGGAACUGCGGAGGUGUAGCUUUUGCUGACAUUACUCUUCGUCCCUUCCAGGAGACUCGCAUAGUUCCAAACCCCGUUAACUCACCUGUUUCAGUUUUCACGGAGGUUGACACCCGGACAGAAGCUGGCAUGCAAGUGUGUCUGAACAGGAAACACGCCCCAGAUAGAGCGGAAUUCUGUAACAAGAUACAAAAGAAGGGCGGGACCGUGACCGAAAAAUGCAAGACCAACUUCUGUGACGUCUGCUGCGAGGAGGAACUGCCAAUAUCCGUGAAGGCACGCAACGAUUGCAAGAGGCAGUGUCACAAGAACGAUGGAGAGUCUACCAGUGUAUUGGAGGCUCUGGAAAGUGUUAAAUCAGGGUGCUCAAUCGAAGGAUCGAAACCCAUCUACCGUUUUUGCGAAACAGAGGCAGACCAACAGAAGUGCCAACAAGUGUGCGUGAUGUGCUGCGAAACAGCAAAGGUUCCAUUUGAUCAACCCUAUCGAGCAAGGAGGUUUGUUGCUCGGGAGUGCAAGAACUCGUGCACCGUACCUGCUGCUCAACAAGAACUGUAGCGUUUCAUCCGGACAAUGGUUGCCUUGAUACUUUCCCAAUGUACUGUCAUUGCAUUCCGGUACUUGCUGGAGAACGAGGGUGACCAAUCAGAUUCAACCGCAACUCAAAAACGCUUUCCAACAUUAACGCGACCCGUGCGCACUCGACUCUGGCUCAACGAAGGAACGCCUGCGCAACGAUCACUGGAUUACAUGUGUCAGAAGUAUCUCGUCGUCUGCCAGUGUUUCUACUGCUGUCCAUGUGUCGCUGUUCGAGUUCCGCGCACUUCUUC